Molecule: messenger RNA, 570 nt
Organism: Tetrahymena thermophila SB210
Lineage: Eukaryota; Ciliophora; Oligohymenophorea; Hymenostomatida; Tetrahymenidae
Product: small guanosine triphosphatase family Ras-related in brain (Rab) family protein
Exons: 1
Molecular function (GO): GTPase activity; GTP binding
Source: RefSeq, a predicted model, not a curated record
AUGUCUCAAAUAUCAUAGCCAUAAUAAAAUCAAAAAGAAUAGUACGACUUCAUGGUGAAAGUAGUUUUAGUAGGUGAUGAAGGAGUAGGUAAAACAUAAAUAUCGAGGAGAAUAGCAGGUUUAUAAUAUAACGAAAAGCAUACUCCAACUAUUGGAGUAGAUUUCAAAGUUAAAACUAUGUAAGUAGGCAAUAACAUUAUGAAAUUUUAAGUAUGGGAUACUGCUGGCAUACCUAAAUAUCGUGUAUCAAAUAAAGCUUAAUACUCAGGAGCCGCUGCUGUUAUAGUUAUAUUUAGCUUUAAUGAUCUAUAAAGCUUUGAGAGUGUUGAGAAAUGGAUAUAAGAAAUAAAUUUUGAAAAUUAGGAUAGCUAAAUAGUAAGAGUUUUAGUUGGAAAUAAAUGUGAUUUUUAAAAGGAAGGAAGAUAUGCCACUCCUAUGGCUGCUGAAUAAUUAGCAAAGAGAAAUAAUAUGGAAUAUAUUGAAGUAUCUGCUAAAGAAAACCAUAACGUUAGAGAGCUUUUCUAAUUAGUAGGUUAACAAAUAUAUAAAGAAUUAAUUGAUCCUUAAUGA